AUGUCUCGACAACUUCUACAUCGCGGCCUCGCCGAAACAGGCCUCCUAGCCCUCAGCAGAUGCCACCCCGACAUCAAGCUUCUAUGCCUCCAGCGCUUCGUGCGUAUGUUCGCCUACGGCGCAACGACCCUGCAGCUAGUAGCCUACUUUGAACUCCUCGGGUUCACGGCGACGCGAAUAGGCCUGUUCAUGGCAUUCACUCUCGUCGGAGACGUCUGUAUCAGUCUCGUGUUGACUUCCAUCGCCGAUGGCGUCGGGCGGAAGGCGGUAUUGGCUGCGGGCGCGGCUUUGAUGGCUGUUAGUGGUGUUGUUUUUGCGACGUGUAGUGGGUUUCGGGUGUUGUUGGCUGCUUCUGUGGUGGGAGUUAUCAGUCCAAGUGGCGCUGAGAUUGGGCCUUUCCGCGCCGUGGAGGAGAGUAUCGUCGCGCAUUUGACCACUGCAGAGGAUAGAAGCGACGUCUAUGCUUGGUACAGCCUCAUGGGCGCCGCUGGGACUGCGUUCGGUGCAAUGACGAGCGGCUGGACUGCGCACUACUUGACGGCCACUGCAGGCUGGGAACUCGAGGCGGCGUAUCGCGUAGUCUUCUACGGAUAUGCAGCGCUGGGCGUGUUCAAGUUCUUUCUUGCACUGCUCCUGGGCCGUGAUAUCGAGGCUGAGCGGGACGAAGGUGGCGUCUCUGAGGAGGAAACCGCCCCCAUUUUGGGCGAGCGGUCGGUUGAGAGAGAAGUAGAGGCCAAGACUUGGCGAUCGAAGCUUGUUCCGAAGAUUGCGAGGGAGAGUAUGCCUGUGGUCGUCACGCUGUGUUUCUUCUUUGCGCUCGAUUCUUUUGCCUCGAGCUUGACUACCCAGUCCUGGAUCGCCUUCUUCUUCCGUUGGAAAUUCAACGUGGACGACGGAACUCUGGGGUCUCUGUUCUUCACCACAAGUCUCUUGGCCGCGGCCACAACUCUAGCAAUGGUCUUCACCCACCUCCCCUCAACAAUCUUCACAGCACUCGUCCCUCUCCCGCGAGACGCCAACACGGCCAUCGUCUUCCUGAUCCUCCGCGCCCUGACGCAUUCCAUGGACGUCGCGGCGAGGGCCGCUUUCCUCGCGGGCUUAAUCUUGCCCAAAGAACGCACUACUGUGCUGGGCCUCAUCAACGUCUUGAAAACGUGCGUUUCGAGCGUUGGUCCCGUGGGAGUUGGGAUCUUGGUGUAUAGGAAUCUGUUCUGGGUUGCUUUUGUGGGCGCCGGAUGUCUCAAGGUUGUUUAUGAUCUCGGGAUGUUGGUUUCUUUCCGCAAGCAUGAACGGGAGCAGCGUGAUGGAGAGGCCGGGGGUGCUUAG
Molecule: messenger RNA, 1326 nt
Organism: Colletotrichum phormii
Lineage: Eukaryota; Fungi; Ascomycota; Sordariomycetes; Glomerellales; Glomerellaceae
Product: major facilitator superfamily domain-containing protein
Exons: 4
Coding region: 1-1326 (441 amino acids)
Biological process (GO): transmembrane transport
Cellular component (GO): fungal-type vacuole membrane
Molecular function (GO): transmembrane transporter activity
Source: RefSeq, a predicted model, not a curated record